GUAAAGUACGUACUUGGUCGGUUCGAGCGAGAUGUGGAAAGAUCACAAAAAGCUGAUAUGGCACCAGCUUUUUCAAAAUUGAGUGAUCCCUUGCGACAGUUAAUUUGGGUAUUUCUAAUUUUGUUGUCUUUGAUGUUGUUGGUACAUGAUUGUGAAGCGGAAAAACCAUCGGAGUUUCUUUGCGGCGACGCUCUGGACAUUAUGCUAUUCAGCGUUUGCAAGAAUGGCUUUAAUAAAAAAAACUUGGAUGGUCCAAUAGGUUAUCUGCGCAGUCGCAGGCACGCAGAUCAAUUCCUGUUACCACGAAAAUUCACGACACAAUUCCAAAGGGGGGCAUCAGUAGCACUUAGGAAAGGGAACCGUCUUCCAAGUCUGAAGCAGUUGCUGAAGGAGGAGGCGCGAUGGCGUCGAAAACAUCGAAUCACUGGGAAGCGCUUGCGGCGGGAUUUUACCCAUACCCCUGGCAUAGCGGAUGAGUGCUGCAGCUUCGGCUGCUCCUACUCCGACAUCGCUAGAUAUUGCACGGGGCUAGUCUAAGCCGACCAGUGGUCACAGCCAUGGCUGAUGGUAAAACACAAAAUAUUAUUCUAGUUUUAAUGAAGCUGCGAGGACUUGCGCAGAAGCAGGAAACUGUAUUACAUCAAAAUUAAAUUUUCCAAA
Messenger RNA from Bactrocera tryoni, 660 nucleotides. RefSeq lists its product as uncharacterized. NCBI's taxonomy places the organism in Eukaryota, Metazoa, Arthropoda, Insecta, Diptera, Tephritidae. The record is from RefSeq and is a predicted model, not a curated record. Gene Ontology annotation, molecular function: hormone activity. Bases 58 to 537 code for a protein of 159 amino acids. The transcript is spliced from 2 exons. Gene Ontology annotation, cellular component: extracellular region.